CAUACCAUUUCUGUCUUCCAGAUCCGCAAUUCUCAUUGAUCAUCGAAUCUAGGGGUUUUUUUCUUCUGUUUCGGGGUUUUCGCUUGUACCGGUAUUGAGUUUUGAGGGCUUUCUUUUGCAGAUUGGUUCCGCUAAUUGUUGGAAUUAUAAACUACUAUGGCUGACGAAGAACCUGUAGAUCCAAAAAGAGAACUUGAAGAUCGUUGCAAGGCACCAUGCACGAGGCCACUUAAAGAAUAUCAGGCCUGCUCUAAGAGAAUUCAAGGCGAUGACUCGGGACACAAGCACUGUACGGGACAAUACUUUGAUUACUGGCGCUGUGUUGACAAUUGCGUUGCUACUAAGUUAUUUUCGCAUCUUAAAUAGCCAGUUACCAGACCUCAUUAGCAUCUUUCACCAUCAUGCGCUCUUUUCUUUCUGGGAGUAGAUUAUACCCAUUUCGCAGUGCUCUUGACGCUAGAUUCUUCCCAAGAGCAGGUUGUUCCUUUUUUUGUUAUCCUCUUAAUGCUACUAGCUGUCCCUGAGCAUCUGCUUACCUUAGACUGUGAGAUGUGAUUUUAAUCUUCAGAUUAAUAAAUGAACUGGAACAAAGUUUUAUAA
Molecule: messenger RNA, 600 nt
Organism: Salvia hispanica
Lineage: Eukaryota; Viridiplantae; Streptophyta; Magnoliopsida; Lamiales; Lamiaceae
Source: RefSeq, a predicted model, not a curated record